Cheilinus undulatus (humphead wrasse) is the source of this 5031-nucleotide messenger RNA. RefSeq names its product RA_Radil_like and Myo5p-like_CBD_Rasip1 domain-containing protein (gene radil2a). The record is from RefSeq and is a predicted model, not a curated record. Gene Ontology annotation, biological process: signal transduction; substrate adhesion-dependent cell spreading; neural crest cell migration. Lineage: Eukaryota; Metazoa; Chordata; Actinopteri; Labriformes; Labridae. Gene Ontology annotation, molecular function: GTPase binding. Bases 473 to 3976 code for a protein of 1167 amino acids. The transcript is spliced from 16 exons. Gene Ontology annotation, cellular component: microtubule.
UCCCUGUUCAUUCAGUCCUCUCCAGACUCCUGGACUGCCCGGAACUAACGGGACCAAACGGUUGGUGUGAACCGGCUCUUCUUCAGCCCGGGAUGGAGAAACGUAGUGUGGAAAUACUUCUACUUCUUUUUCUUCACUUAACUCUGGAUUUUAUGUUCCAGAAAACUGACGUGGGAGUUUGAAUCAGCGGCGCUGCUUUGGUUUUCCUCUAACUUCAGUGGGAAUUUUAACGUCACGUCAGUUUAUCCAUCGCGCUAACGUUUGAAUUACUUUGAAACUUUAACAGAGACAGAGACUUUGUCGGACACCUUUCAGUGAUUUAUGAGGAUUUCAUUUUCGAGUUCGAAGCGAAAAUUGCCCGUCUGGGCUACUUUUCUACUCCUCAGCUAGCUUAACAGCGAAUAAUGUAAUUCUCUGUUGAUUAAAACGGUUUUAACAGCCUAGUCCUGUUCAUGUGAGACUAUAAUCCACAAUGAUUUCGGAGGAGAGAAGCAGUCACGUUAAUAAACAGGCUCUGAACUUCCCUGUGGGUCUCUUGAUCCGCUCUCCAAAGAGGCGCCUGGCUAAACUGGGGAGGAAACCCAGCAAUGGAUCCCUACAGUCCAACAACUCAGAUAGCAUCGUCCGCUCCUCAGACAGUGUGGGAGUUCGGCAGCCGGCCAAGAGCAAAAUCCGCCGCCACAAUAACAGGCUCUCAAGCGUUUUCAACCACAGUCCAAACCUGCGGGACAACGGACGUCGCGGUCUGGCACCCAGUGGAGGCAGCCUGUCCAGUGAUCUUCAGGUUGCAGACGACCCUGCGGAGCUGUCCAGUCAGAUGUCCGUCCCCGGCAUCCUCAAGAUCUUUGGCAGCGACAUCUGUCAGGGGACUAACUAUAAGAGCGUGCUGGCGACCACUCAGUCCAAUGCUAAGGAGCUGGUAAAAGAGGCCUUAGAGAGGUACUGUCUAGAGAAAGAAGACCCCAGGGACUAUGUCCUAUGUGAUGUGAUCGGACAGACAGGGACAGACAACCAGUGGAAGAGGGAGUGUUUCCGGGUGGUAGGAGACCACGAGAAGCCCCUCAUGCUGCAGUCACUGUGGAAACCAAAGGAAGGAUUCUCCCGGCGCUUUGAGAUCCAACUGAGAGCAAGCGUGGAGGAGCAGAGCUUAAAGGACAGAGACACUGUCACAGCAGGAAUCAACGCCCAGGCUCGUAAACUGCAGAGGAGCCGCUGCAGGGUAACUUCUCUGUUCGUGGACAGCAGCGGGGACGAUGUUGACGGGCUCGAGAUGUGGAGGAGUCUGAGCGAGAUGGACCUGCCCACCAUGGGGAAGGAGGCAGAAAGGGCAAGGCAGAAAUCAACGCUCAGAGAAGAUGGGGAGGUCGAGGCUGACAAGGAGGAGAUGAGACUCGGCCUGGAGAAGGAGGAGACGGAGAGUAGCGAUGAUAACACCACCCAGUACUCUAUCCACCCACCAUUCGACUUCCCUUACUUCCUGCUUCUGCAGGGCUACAACCACAGACAGGAUUUUGUGAUCUACCUGAUGAGCGGGACCUCCACCAUCUUCGGCUGCUGCAGGGAGCACAGUACCGGUGAGGAUGAAGAGAGACUGAAGGUGGACAUCCUGCUCUUUGCUCCUGACGUGUUACCUCAGCACUGCUGCGUGCGACGCCUGGACUCUACCAUCCCAACACCUGCAGGAGGGCACAGAAAGACUUCAACUCUGUUGAAGCCCCUCCAUGGUGCUCCUGUCACCAGAAACGGCUUCCUCCUAAAAGAUGAGGAAGAGUUAAAACCCGGGGACUUGGUAGGUCUGGGGGAACACUACCUGUUCCUAUUUAAGGAUCCCACCAGCACCUCAGGACCCCUUCAGACCCCUCCCUGGAUGAGCAGACUCUGUCUGAACUCUGACACUAAGACUUCUUGUAUAUCGUGUGGUUCCUCUGUGGGCAUCAGAAGGUUACAGAGGAAAUCUUUACCGCCUCGGUGGAGGGACCUGGAGGGGGCUGAGGCUCUGGUGGUGUAUGAGCUGGAUCAGGAGGAGCGGGUUCUGCAGGAGGUUCUAGACAUGAUAGACCCCAGCGGAAACGAACCAAAGCUGACGCCUGCAUUUCUGCUGAGCCUGUGCAUCCAACACUCGGCCUCCACCUUCCCCCUGACUCACCUCAGACAGCUGCUGCUCCGGAUCGCCAACCAGAUCCAGCUGGUGAUGUGGGAGAAGACAAAAGAACUCGCAGAGAUCCAGCCAGAAACAAACUCCAGUGAUGUUCAGUCUGACACCCUUCAGCUGCUCAGUACGUCAGAGCUGGUCACCGGUCUGCAGCCUCUCGUGCUGUGGAUGUCCAACUCCAUCGAGCUUCUGCACUUCAUCCAGCACGAGGUCCCUCAGCUGCUCUGCAGGACAGAGGAUGAAGCAGCUGUCUUGGACUCUGAGAUUUCCUCCACACGGACGGCCUGUGAAGAAGCCAUGACUGUCUUGGAGGAAGUCAUCAUGUUCACCUUCCAGCAGUCCGUCUACUAUCUCACAAAGAGCAUGUACUCGGCGCUGCCUGGCCUCCUAGAGGGUAACCCGUUCUCAGAGAGCGGUCAGCUGCGGGUUCCUGAUGGACUCAGCAGCAUCCUGGAGGUUUUGAAGGAGGCCUUGAAGCUCCUCACAGCUUUCCAGGUCCACCCAGACAUCUCAUUACAGCUGUUUGCCUACCUGUUCUUCUUCAUCAACGCCUCGCUGUUCAACACCCUUAUGGAGAAAGGAUCUGUGUCAGGCUUCUACCAGUGGUCCCGUGGUGUUCAGAUCCGGGCCAACCUUGACCUCCUGAUGGACUGGAUCCAGAGCAUCGGACUGGGAGAACUGGCCAUUGAGUUCUUCCAGAAGCUUUCUGCUGCUGUAAAUCUGCUGGCUACGCCCAGAGAAACGCUCCUGCAGGCAUCUUGGGCGUCCCUCAGGGCAGAGUUUUCUGCUCUGAAUGCGGCUCAGCUGCACCACAUGCUGAGAGAAUACAGCUCUGGUAAAUCCUGUCCCCCCAGCUGGACGCCAUCACAGGAAGACGUGAAGGAUGCCGUCAGGACAGCCGACAUCCUGCAGAGCUUCGACAGUCACCCGCCCCUCGUCCUGCCUGCCUCUUCCUUCCACCUAGAGCUGGGGAAACCCCUCGCUGACCACGCCCUCUUCCAGCAGCUCACUCACCUGCAGGAGUUCAUCCGCCAGCUCCCCCGAGCUGAAGCGGAACCAGAGCCUGCUGAGGAGAACCAGGCCCUCACCGAGACGACAGACAGCUCGUCAGUGACCUCACCUUCCGCCAGGGUCGUCCAAGAUCCGGCCCAGCAGGUGGACCCUGACCCUGUUACCUGCCCCUCUCCUGAGCCGGACGUUAACCAUCCCAUAAACACAGAGUCGACUCAGACUCGGGAAUCUCAUGGCGACUUGAGCAGCUGCGAGGCCGUCCUGACCCAGAAGCUGAAGAGUCUGGAGCUGCAGAACUCGCUCCCGGGGCAGGCGGACCUGGUCCAACACAAGAGCCUAGCUCUGGACCCGUCCUGCCUGCUGACCCCACCCAACACCCCACAGGGGAUGGAGCUGGCCGAGCUGGAGGCUGACCUGCGGGACGGAGCACACCAUUUGAAGAGAGCCAGUGGACGUGUAGAGAAGAAGACAGAGAACGAUGGAGAAGAAGAAGAAGAGAGUGAGGAAGUGUUUACAGUGGAGCUGCAGAGGGGACCUCAUGGCUUAGGUCUGGCCCUCGUUGAUGGAAUGAAAACUCCUCUGAGGAUGAGCGGUAUCUACGUGAAGUCUGUGGUUCCCGAGUCCCCGGCAGCUCAGUGUCAAAAAUUGAGAACAGGAGACCGAGUCCUCGCUGUGAACGGCAUCAGCCUGGUCGGCAUGGAGUACAACACAGGUAGAGAGCUGAUCCGGUCAUCAGGGGACUCGCUCAGACUGCUGGUGGCAAAGAUCGACUCAAAGGCCAACAACAAGGGCUGGGCUACGACUAAAUGCUGAAACACAAGCUCAAAAACAAACCACAGGAGCUCGGCCAUGACUAAAUGCUGAAACAUAAACUGCUGUGGAUGCUCAGAGUUCAUCCACCUGCAAAAUACCAACAGGAUCUCUCAGCCAGACCAAAGGAAACACUCUUCCUGACUCUCAUUUUGGCUUAUGGAGACAAUCAGCUGACGCAGCAGGAGCAACUCUGUUUAUAGUCACAGUUUGCGUGUAAAUACAAGAUUUUUCCUUCUACUGUCCGGCUCCUGUGCGGCCUCUAAACAGACUCUACAGAAACCAUCAUAAGAGGAGAGACACAAAAACAUCUGGGGAUAUUUUUAAUUAUCUGAAGCCCACAUUUUCUGUCUGAAAUGAUCACCAAGCUGCUCUGGGAGCAGCACUUGAUUCAUGUCUGGAAUUAACUGGAAUUAUUUCAAAUGAUAUGGCUUUAAGACUGUUGUAGAAAACUGUGAAACUGCACCUUUAAACCUGAUAAACCUGCAUCUUUGAAGAGGGUAAAAAUUAUCUUACAUCUGUGAUUUUGGCCUCUUGUUGAUGGUUAUUUAUCAUCUUACAGAACAAGUAGACUGGUGAAUUUUCAGGGUUUUUAAUCACAUUUUUAGAAUGUUUAAAACUUUGAAAACACCUGGAAACUUCUUAAUCUGCACCCUGAAGUGGUCACCAGUCAAUCACAGGCUGGCACAGACAAACAAUGACUCACACCUACGGGCAAUAUAGAGUCACCAGCUAACCUUACAAGCAUGCCUUUGGACUGUGGAAGGAAGCUGAAGUACCCAGAGGACGUGCAGACGCCACAAAGAAAAGCCCUGUCAAACAGGGGUUCGAACCAGCGACCAUGCAGCCCUUUAACUUACCAGCUUUUUAAUAAUUUGUAAGGAAGUAUUUUAGCAGUUUUCUUUUUAUUUUUGACCUCUAGAGUAUCACACUUUGUUUUUCAUCUCUGCAAAAAUCAGAGCUGUAAAUGAAAAAAAACAGAACUUUUCCUUUAAACCCUUUCUCUCUCUAUGUCUGGGACUGAACCUUUAACAUGCUGGACUCAUGAGCUGAAUGAA